GUCCUCAGAAGAAAAUAUCAUCAAAUCUGCUUAGAUUUUGCUUUUCACCGAGAAAUUAUAAUGGGCAACGCUCCUUCUGAUGGUACUACUGCUGAAUCAGAGAAUUCUUCAAGUCAUAGAAGAGCUGAUUCUGAGGCAUACCCAAUUACAAUAACGGGUGUACCGAAUGAAGUGAAAGAAAAAAUACUGUCAGUAACUAGCAGCUGUAAGAAUGAAACCAGAGGGGUUCCAGUGUUUGUUAUGCUACCUCUGGACAUUGUCACACAUAUGAAUACUGUUCAUAAGCCAGAAAGAACCAUGGAAAAUCUGAAGGCGUUGAAGAGUAUUGGUGUUGAAGGAGUUAUGAUGGAUGUAUGGUGGGGAAUUGUUGAGAAGGAAGCUCCUGGCCACUAUAAUUGGACUGCCUAUAGAGAACUUAUAGAAAUGAUUAGAAAUUAUGGACUAAAAGUGCAGACUGUCAUGUCAUUCCAUCAGUGUGGAGGAAAUGUUGGAGAUUCUGUCAAUAUUGCUUUGCCCAAAUGGGUGGUUGAAGAAAUGCACAAAGAUAAGGACCUGGCAUAUACAGAUCACUGGGGCAGGCGGAACUAUGAGUAUGUUUCAUUGGGAAGUGAUAGUCUUCCUGCCUUAAGAGGGAGAACCCCUGUUCAAUGCUAUGCUGAUUUUAUGAGAAGCUUCAAAGAGAACUUCAACGACCUCCUUGGUGAGACUAUUGCUGAAGUCCAUGUAGGAAUGGGUCCUGCAGGAGAAUUGAGAUAUCCUUCUUACCCAGAAGCUAAUGGGACAUGGAAAUUCCCUGGAAUUGGAGCUUUUCAGUGCUAUGAUAAGUAUAUGCUAUCUAGCCUUAAAGCCAGAGCUGUAGCUGCUGGCAAUGAAAUAUGGGGUCAUCCAACAAGCAAUGCAGGUCACUAUAACGAUUGGCCAGAGGACACCCAGUUCUUCAAAAGUGAAGGUGGCGACUGGAAUUCACCUUAUGGACAAUUUUUCCUUAAAUGGUAUUCUGACAUGCUUCUCCACCAUGGUGACAUCAUCCUGGCAACUGCUGUACCCGUUUUUAGCAACACAGGUGCAAAAAUUGCUGCUAAAGUGUCUGGCAUCCAUUGGCACUAUGGAACAAGAUCCCAUGCACCAGAGCUAACUGCAGGCUAUUACAAUACUAGAUUUAAUGAUGGGUAUCUUCCCAUAGCUCAUAUGUUUUUUAGACAUGGGGCAAUCUUUAAUUUUACUUGCCUUGAAAUGAGAGACUCAGAUAACCCUCAUAACAUAAAGUGUUCUCCAGAGAAGUUGGUGAAGCAGGUUAUUGUUGCAACUAGGAAAACUGGGGUUGCUAUGGGUGGAGAGAAUGCUCUUCCUAGAUUUGAUGAUGCUGCAUACAGACAAAUUAUAAAGAAUUCCAGCAUGAAACCCUUAUGUGGUUUUACUUAUCUGAGGAUGAAAGAUAGCUUAUUCCAUGGAGGGAAUUGGAGUAGGUUUACCUCUUUUGUGAGAAAAAUGUCUGAAAUUGCGAGUGCUGUGGAUUCCAGGGACGAAGAAUAUACAGAUGCCAAGCUCAAUCACCAAUGAUAUAUGGAUGUCUCAACGACUUCAAAUUUUUAAUGGCACGAACUGCAGAUCUGAAGUACUGUAAUAUUUUUCUGAUUUCAUGAGCUCUUACAAAUGUCCAUUCUAUAUUUCAAGAGCAUUAACCCUGGUGUAAUUUGACUUUGUUUCAAUUUUAUGGAUAAAAUAUUUUUUAUGCAUUA
Messenger RNA from Cryptomeria japonica (Japanese cedar), 1739 nucleotides. RefSeq names its product beta-amylase 1, chloroplastic. Gene Ontology annotation, biological process: polysaccharide catabolic process. NCBI's taxonomy places the organism in Eukaryota, Viridiplantae, Streptophyta, Pinopsida, Cupressales, Cupressaceae. The coding region runs from base 61 to 1560 and encodes 499 amino acids. The record is from RefSeq and is a predicted model, not a curated record. The transcript has 4 exons. Gene Ontology annotation, molecular function: beta-amylase activity.